Messenger RNA from Batrachochytrium dendrobatidis JAM81, 1266 nucleotides. RefSeq lists its product as uncharacterized. The record is from RefSeq and is a predicted model, not a curated record. NCBI's taxonomy places the organism in Eukaryota, Fungi, Chytridiomycota, Chytridiomycetes, Rhizophydiales. Bases 1 to 1266 code for a protein of 421 amino acids. The transcript has a single exon.
AUGAAAUUGGUUGAUAUUUUAUUCGUACUGACUGCAGCAGCAACCACUAAUGCAAUACUGAUACCGACUAAUAACAAUGGCUCACCACAAGCAUCAGGCACUUCCAGUCAAAUGUCUGGCUCAACCAGUGAACCUAGUUCAGACACUUUCGAUCAAAAAUGGCAAGACAUAAUGGAUAUAGUUGAUCCAAGUACUUCCAGACGAGGUCGAAAACGGCCAAUUGAUGAACUUGGUCCAAGUAUUUCUGAACAAGAUUGGAAAGCCAUAAUUGAUAGGCCUGAUCCAGGAAUUCCGGAAGACUGGCGAGACUUGGUUGAUGCAGUCAAUUCAAAUAUUCUCAAAGACCAGCAACAAUCAAUUGAUCAACCCAGUCCGAGCACUCCCAAACGAGGUCGAAAACGGCCGAUUGAUGAACACGGUCCGAGUGCUUCCAAACAAAGUCGGAAACAAUCAACUGAUGAACCCGGUCUCGUAUUUCCCGACAAAUACUGGCAACGCUUAAUAGAUGAAGUUGAUUCAGACGCUUUUAAAGACUGGAAAGAACUGUUUGAUAUAGUUGAUCAAAGUACUUCCAACCAAAACAAACAACAACCAAUGAUUCAGUCCAAUCCAAGCACUUCCAGUCAAGACCAACAACAGCCAACUGAUAUAGUUGAUCCAAGUACUUACGGUCAAAACCAGCAAUAUUCAACGGAUACAAUUAAUUCAAGUAUUCUCGACGAAAACUGGAGAAAUCUAUUUGAUAUAGCUGAUUCAAGCACUUCCAACCAAGUUUCUGACCCAACUAAUGAGCCUAAUCCAAAUAUUUCCGAUCAAACCCAGCAACAUCCAGUGGAUGCAAUUGGUUUAAGCAUUUCCAACGAAGACUGGCAAGAAAUAAUUGAUGCAGCCAAUCCAAGCACUUCCAGUCAAAACCAACAACAACCAAUGAUUCAUAACGAGUCUACCAAUACUGUUACAAAUCAAAUAGCUAGAUUAAGCCAAAAAUAUCAGAUAACCCUUGAUGGCAUGAAAAAAAGACUUGUAGAGUCUAAAGAAAUACGAGACAAAAAACGCAAAGAAUAUUAUGGAUCUAUGGCUCUUGGAUUCAAACAAUGGUCAGCGCUAGAAAGAGGAGAAGAAAUAUCUGGAUCAAGAUACGAUCCAGACACUGAAAUACGAUUGAAACACGAGUAUGAAAAGGCAGGAGCAAAAAUACGCAGUAUCAGACAAGACUUGAAAAGGUUUAUGAAAAAGCAUGGUUUGAGAUUUGAAGAACCGAAUUAG